UUUAUCAAGAAAGUGCCAUCUAUCCUUUAUUGUGUAAACAAUGGAAUUGGUUCUUUCUCCCCUCUUAACUGUAUGAUGGCUUGUAUUUUUAGGUAGUGAAAUGUCAUACCUCUGGUAAUAGUUUGGAGCUACAUGUGACUGGACAUACGGCUCUAUUUAUAGCGCACAAGGACAGACAUCACAGCUGAAAUGUCCCUUCAGGGAGAAAACACUUUCAAACGGGACACUGUCAUUCAAAACUAAAGAUUGAGGAGCAUGCGAUGUGUCAAAAUGGACGAUUUAGAUCACAGCAUGCACAUUGCGGAGUGUGACUGGACCGUCUUCUAUGAGGAGAGCGAGGAGUGCGAUCUGCCUCGACCGCCUCUCGCCCGCCACGACAGCGCGAGCCUCACUGAUUUGGAGGAUUCGGGAAACUCAAGUCCGGUCUGCAGCGCGGGCCCAAAGGGGCCGAACGCCGCUGCAAACGGGGACGGAGUCGAAAGCAGCGCCGCGGGAUGCUGCCUGGAGGAGAAGAACUACUCGGGUUGUGAAAAGUACACGUCAAGGCCUAACAUUCAGAGCGCUGCAACAGGAGAAGGAGACCUCGCAACAAAAGCUGAAAUGCGCCUCGCUCCGUCUGUAGGAGCGGAGCACCUCGCCAAAGACCCGGCGCUGAAGGGAGAAGACGGAGACGUGCAGAUGGAGGGCGACGUGAAACGUGACCCGCUUCCUGGCGACCGAGCAGCGGUCGAUUUGAACGAAUCGCACGCGGCGGACAGGGCCGCGCGGCAGGGUGUGACUGGCGCCGCUUUGGGGGGAGAAAAAGAGCGCUGGUUCGUGACGGUGAACGUCAGCCCUGCGCCGCGGCGCCCGCGUGCCGUCCCUGUAAGAAAAAGACAAAGGCGAAAGCGAAAUCUUAAGGGCAAGGACACGUGUAGGCCGGGACAAGACGGGUCACACGAAGAUGGCUUAGAGUUACAGAUAAUGGGAGAACAUUGUGAAUUUGACCCAGAGGAUGUCACAACAGAAAACCCAACCCGGGUGAAAGAUUUGGCUGAAGAAGAUCCUGAGAGCACUCAUGAGGGAAUCCUUUCAGGUGCAUCACAAAUGCCUUUGACCCCCAGGGCAGAAGACGGUUGGUCAGAAGAGCUGGUGACACCUCCUUCCCCCAAACGCAGCGUCGGCGAGCCAAUGACGAGCGGAGAGAGCGCGGCGUCCGAUGAGUUCGAGGACGUCGUCGACUUCUCCUCCACUCACAGCUCCGACUCUGAAAGCUUCGUGUCCGCCGCCGAGUCGCUGGAGGAACAACGCCAUUCGCAAAGCUCCUCCUCUCCGACGGAAAACCCAAAUCUGUUGCGUCUCAGCGCGAAUGGCGGCGCGGACGACGACGCGCAGGGCGGCCACGUGCCUUCCCGCAAUACCACUCUCUCUCCCAGUGUGACAGCUGCCAACUCGGAGGGUCACGAAAGGGCAGAUGCCACCCAGACAUUCCCAUCUGCCGCUGUUGACAAAUUGGCAGCUGACGCAGACACACCCUCGGAAACACGUGGACCCCCAAAACGGGGAAUUAGCCCUCCGGCGUGUGGCAGCCCUUCAGGGGACCGUCUUCUCUCCGUUCCCGACUUGACGGUCACACGCUGCUGCUGCGAGGCAGACAGCCCUGAGACGUACGCCGAGGCCGCGGGCCACGAGCGGCCUGUGUACGCCAUCUCUGCCUUUUGGGACGAAAUGGAAAGGUUGACGAUAAACGACAUUUUGCAGCUGAGGGGGGGCGGAAGCGGUCCUCCCAGGGGGACGCCACAUGUGGAGGACCUGGUCUCUCUGGAGGACACCCGGGAGCACAGUCCGUGUGAUGGCCGUCUGACGGACGUGUCCAGCACUGCUGACUCGGACUAUUUCACGCAGCCUGACGAAUCCAAGCCGGACCGUUGGAGCUGGGACUUUUCCACCUCCGAUGCUGAGGAGGAAUACUCCAGCGGGAACCCCAGUCCUGAGCCCAAAAGCGACAAAGGACGAAGCGCGAGCGGCGCGGGCCAGGAAGAGGAGACCUCCACAAGCAAUGAGGGAAACGCGACACUUGUGCCUUCGGGGGACGUCGCAAGGACGCGUCCGGAGGACGAGGACGAGGACGCGUUCGCAUCCCGCCGACUCGCCCGCCCGAGACGAAUCACAAAAAGCAGAAGCGUGCAAAAUGUACGAGCUCUCAACGCAGAGCGCUUACCUGCCCAGGUGCUUCCUGGUGACGACGAGAGCAGCCGGUUCCUGGGGGCCGAAGGGCUUCUAAAAGCAAGCGGCAGCUUGUUGGCACCAAUCCCUGCGCCUCUCACGGAUGGACAUUAUGCAAUCGUCUUCCCUGAAGGGUUUCUAGACGCUUUCAGAGAGGAUGAAACAGAGAGCGACUUCCGCUGUGUCCCCGCUUACAAGCCAGGGGACGUCUCCGUUUCUCCCGGGAUGGACUUUCCGCUUUGGACAUUCAGGGAUGAAAUGCCCUUCUUUUCCCUCCACGAUGAGAAACCCAUUCCCAUUUUCUCCUCUUCCCGUCCCACCGUAAGAGAACUCACAUUCUCAAAUCCUCCCUGGGUUUUCUUGAGUGCGGACCGCGAGGAGGACGACGACCACUUCUCCCCCAUCAGAGUCUCGUCUCGCGCUUUCGUCCACGACAGCGACUGCGGGGCGGCGGCGUCGCACGGAUUUUACGUUUGGAAAAGUUUGAUGAGGAAGAUUUGCUUUCCAGACAAAGGUGGCAGCUGGCGCGGGACGUCCGGCUCCUGGGCGGUUCCGGUCGAGAAGAGUGCGGAUCCUUCAGUCUCUUCAGCUCCUUCUCAGCUGUUUAGAGAACUGGCCGCACAGCAGAGCGUUUGGGAAGCCUUCAGGACGACGAGACGAGAGGGCAUCUUCUCCACGCUGAAGCAGUCAGACAUGUGUUUGGUCUGCAUCGCUUUUGCCUCCUGGGUGUUAAAAUCUUCUGAUCCAGAUGGUGCCGACGCCUGGAAAGCAGCUGUUUUAGCAAACGUGAGCGCGCUGUCGGCCAUCCAGUACCUGCGGCACUAUGUGAAGAAGAAGAACCCCUCUUAAGAUAAUCCCUCACACACCUGGGUCCAUCUGUGAAAUCUACUGCAUACAAAAAUGGCAGUAAUGUACUUGAGCUUUGCAAACUUAUGUUUGACGUUAUCUGUCUGUCUUGUUAACAAGAAAUGCACUUUUUCAGAUAUUUUAUUUAUUCCUUACAGAUUGGGGGGAUAGUCCCGGUGCUAAAACGCUUAUUUGCAAUAAAUAUAGUUGGAAUCAAUCUAAAGAAUAAAUUAUACAUUGGGAAAUAGACGCAUAUACGUUCAGUUUUAAAGUUUUAACUCAGAUAUUUUCAUAAAAGGGUGAAACGUCCUAUUUGUAGGCGGACAAAAAAUAACAAUGAAAUAAAUGUAGUCGCUCAGACACAAUAGUCAUAGUCACAAACCCUCUAGUGCCGAGGUGAUUACGGAGAUUAUUUUGCUAAUAAUAUUCAUUUGGUUCAGAGCCACCAACAAGCUAGUUGAGUUGAAAAUGAACAAACAUUUAGAUGGUUUGGGUCUUUUUCGUUGGAUUUGUUGUAAACAUUUGAUUCAUUAGUUCAGGGUAAAGAGAUGUUGAUGUGGACCAUUAUAGAAGUGUCUUUGUAGAACCACAGGGACACAACAGUAAGAAAGUAUUUAGUUGAAGGCUUUCGGUCUGAUGUGUAAUGUCUGUAAUAGAAGCUUCAGUAGGUACCAUGGGCUGUUCUUUAUGGGUUAACAUCUUCCAAGUGGUUCCAAAAAUGCUUGAGUCUGCUUUGAGUCUUUGAGUUAACACAAAGCUAUGUCAAUUUGUAAAAGUAAUAUGUAGUAUAAUUGGCCGUUAUACAUAUCCGCCAUAAUAAAACAUGCAUAUCCUUUGGGUGUUGCCGUCUCAGUUGCUUUUAUGUAAAUUAUCUGUCGCAUUUUCUAAAAAAUAAUUGUUGUCAGAAGAAUUCUUUUUGCCAACUAGACUGGGAACAUACGACUUUACAUGAAUAUGUUGAGUGGAGUUAGUGAUUUAAUGCAAAAAAGUUAUGAAUACAUGCUUCUCUAUCCAAGUUGACAUAUGGAGGAAGAAACAGAGCUAACAUGAUCCUAUACUGUCAUUUUCACACAGUAUGUACACAUGCUUAUCUAGUACACCUCAGUCAAAUAAAUGCAGUUGAAAACAUGUUACACCGAUCGGUGUUCUGGAUUUGUAGCCAUA
Molecule: messenger RNA, 4215 nt
Organism: Pungitius pungitius (ninespine stickleback)
Lineage: Eukaryota; Metazoa; Chordata; Actinopteri; Perciformes; Gasterosteidae
Gene: perm1b
Product: PPARGC1 and ESRR induced regulator, muscle 1
Exons: 4
Coding region: 256-3054 (932 amino acids)
Biological process (GO): regulation of DNA-templated transcription; response to muscle activity
Cellular component (GO): cytoplasm; nucleus
Source: RefSeq, a predicted model, not a curated record